GCCUUACAUUAUAUUCUAUUAUUUUUUGUACGUGUAAUUUUGUUACGUGCCUCGAAAGUCCAACUUUUGCGGCGGUCACGGUCGACGUGGUGAGGUCUGGGAGGAUGUAAAAGGGUGGGUGUGAGCGUACGAGAGUGAGUGAGUGGGCGAUUGAUUGAUAUUUCGGACACACGCAGAGGGUAGUUUUUUGCCAUUUUUACAUUUAACGUACACGCGUGACGUAGUAGCGACACGUUUUACUGCUGGACAAUUGUAUUGCAUAUUACAGCAUGCAUAAAAUCCCGCUGACAUAUUGUGUAGCAAUCGUCAUGUGGUCGGCGAGUGGUUUGAAUUCGUAUGACCCGACUUUUGUUGCGGCCGUAAAGACCAUGACGCGUAUAUGCACAAUAAUUAUUAUUAGCAAUGAUGCCAUCUGCAAUAUAAUAUAGUGAUAUAUCGUAACACGACGACUCUCGUCUGUGAUAACGUUAAAAUAUAAAAUACAUUAUUUCACGUUAAAAUGCCGGUUGCCGACAGCGAGUAUGACGGCGUGUAUGUGAUCGCCAAUAAUCACUAUCUACGUGACUAUCACAGGUCGGCGGAGCAGCAGCAGCAGACUGCCGUAGUUAUCGCCGGUAACUACGAGCCAACCGCUGCAACAGGACCGGAAGUGCAACAGGCAUUGCACCCCAUGGCGCCGCCGGCCUUGCAACAGCGGCAUCGUCAACAGCAGCCUGACGGUGACGGUGCAGAUUUCGUUGCCGUAUCGUCUCGGAAGUACAGGUACCUAUGUGAAGGAUGAUAACUGCAGCGCAUUUAAUUAUUAUAUAUUG
This is a messenger RNA of Rhopalosiphum padi (bird cherry-oat aphid), 812 nucleotides long. RefSeq lists its product as uncharacterized. The record is from RefSeq and is a predicted model, not a curated record. The transcript has a single exon. Bases 500 to 781 code for a protein of 93 amino acids. Lineage: Eukaryota; Metazoa; Arthropoda; Insecta; Hemiptera; Aphididae.